Arabidopsis arenosa is the source of this 622-nucleotide messenger RNA. The record is from the annotation of a GenBank genome assembly. Lineage: Eukaryota; Viridiplantae; Streptophyta; Magnoliopsida; Brassicales; Brassicaceae.
AACACUACAAACUAGUUUUAAAAAAUGGCAAAGAAUAACGAUAUCAAUCUGGAAUUGAGUCUAAGCCAGUAUGUAGAAGAUGAUCCUUGGGUUCUAACGAAGAAGCUAAGUGACUCUGAUCUUUGCUAUAGGGCUCAGCUCUAUUUACCAAAACAAGAGAUGGAACAGUUUAUACUUCCGGAGAUGGAAAAUGAUCUUGUCCGGAAAUUGGGAGCUGGCGUUGAGAUCAAACUCAGAGAUAUUGACAGUGUUAACGACGAUUCUUACACCGUAAGACUUAAAGUACGCAACGGCCAGUAUUAUCUCGAAAAAGGAUGGCGCCUCAUAAAAAAUGAUAAGGGUUUAAAAACAGGAGAUCAUAUUGGACUCUUUUGGGAUAAGUUGACAGGAGAAUUCAAGUUCAAGCAUUUCAAAUCUCAAUCAACAACAAUCCAUCGUGAAGCGGGUACUACUUCGACACAGAAGAAGAAAUUAAAGGAGAAAUAAAUACACACAAGUAACACAAACCAUCACAAAUGUAAGAGAAAUGUGUAUAGGUAAUCUUAAAGUAUAUAUAUUGGGGAAAUGGUCGUGUUAUCCUCGUAAAACAGAACAGUGAUAGAAAAAAAUUAUGCUUCUCUUU